Molecule: messenger RNA, 1515 nt
Organism: Trichomonas vaginalis G3
Lineage: Eukaryota; Parabasalia; Trichomonadida; Trichomonadidae
Product: M60 like 2 family
Exons: 1
Coding region: 1-1515 (504 amino acids)
Source: RefSeq, a predicted model, not a curated record
AUGGAUAAAGAACGCAAUUUUAUUUAUUCACAUUUCGAAGGAAAAACAGACUUGACCCAAGAUCAAUGUUACUAUCAUCCAGCCGGAAUCAAACAAUUCUAUGGAGAUGAACAAUUGAUAAAUAAUGCACCUCGCUACAAGAUUAGAGUUUACAUAAAUACAAGAUAUACUGAUAGACACUGGACGGCAAUCUACGCUCCACCAGGAGAACUAAUUACAAUCGAAGUUCCACCAAACGCUGUUGGAAAGAUUGGUGUUUGCUUCAAUCAUCAUAUCAAUGAUGACUCAGGCUAUAGAACUCGUAUGAGGACCCUCAAAUCCUCAACCACUCUCAAUAGAGAAGUUAAUAACGUUAGCUGGCCAUUCGGUGGCGCUAUUACAAUUACGAGCGGAAUUGACAGAUUCAACCAAGGACUUGAAGUUACGAUAACAGGAGGUAUCCGUAUGCCAUAUUUCAGGUACGGCUACACUACAGACCAAGAAUGGGAAGAAGAACUAAGUUUAUUACCAGGACCAUUAGCAAAUAUCGACAUGGGCAAUGCCAUUGCUCAACUUCCAAGUAGACAGAUCAGAGGUAAAGUCAAAUUGAAUGACGCUUGCGCGUUCUGGCGUUCAGCAUCCCGUAAUUUGUUUUCUGUCAAUGAAAUCAACGGCGGACCACGUAGAGAUGACGGCAGAAUCAAGCAUCCAACACAAUGGACAUUUGAUACAUAUGUUCCAUUCGGAGAGGCAGCGACUGCCUACGGUGGAAACAGAAUUAUUUUCCCACCACAUUGGUCUGAAGGCAUUGUCAACUACGACUCCGCCAAAUGGGGUUGCUGGGGCCAAUUGCACGAGUACGGACACAAUUUCCAGUACGGAUGGGGCUGGCCAUCAUUUAGAGAUUACAUCGAAGUUACAAACAACGUUUUGAACUUGAUUUCAUACUCCAAACUAACAAUGGUUGAUUCCAGGAGACAGAUGACAAUGGGAAGAAACUACAUUGUUGGUCCACAAAAUGGAGGUCAUGGAGAAACAACACACCAAUUCUCUCUUAUUCAGAGAAAUGAUUUGUUCUCAUUUUACGCUAAUUUCAUUUAUUUCUUUGGAACUGACAAAUUCAGAAAAUUCUUGCAUGCACAUAGAUGGGAUAAAUUGUACAGUAGAAAUGAAUUCCCUUAUAUCUCACAGUUCUUAUUAACUGCAUGCGAUAUGUACAAACGUGAUUUCAGAGAUUAUUUCAAGUCAUUUGACAAAGUUUUUAAUUAUUCAGAUCCUAACAUCAUUUCUCCAAGAGUUGAUGAAAUUCUCAACCAAAAGAAUUAUAAGAAAUUCAAUCCACUUGCAAUUAUAUAUCAAACAGGAUAUAUAGUUGAUGGAGAAGAAUUCCAAACAGCCAAACCUUUCGAAAUUCCUGCAAGAUCUCCUUACAUUUUCGAAUUCUUAAGAAAUUCAAGAAAUAGAGGAGCUAUGUUUGUAUUAAGGGUGCACACGAGAGGAUCAUGUAAACUUCAGAAUUUAGAAUCUUAUUUUUAG